Hypomesus transpacificus is the source of this 1613-nucleotide messenger RNA. RefSeq lists its product as uncharacterized. The transcript has 8 exons. Lineage: Eukaryota; Metazoa; Chordata; Actinopteri; Osmeriformes; Osmeridae. The coding region runs from base 284 to 1486 and encodes 400 amino acids. Gene Ontology annotation, cellular component: meiotic nuclear membrane microtubule tethering complex; nuclear envelope. The record is from RefSeq and is a predicted model, not a curated record.
CCUACCUGCAACAGGUCACGUUACCGGUCGACCAAAUUGCAAGAGGAAAAGAACGUAUCGGCGUAUUGUACUAGCAUACAUACUACCACACGUAACGAUUCAUGAUUUAAAUAUAAACUUUUUGGCGCCGGGAGAUGUUCCUACGGCCUACAAUCAACACGCUCCCGCUAACUUCUGUAUGCUGUCAACCUAACCAACAAAGCGUGUGUUCUGACUCCGCCCCCUUGCACAGGUAGAACUCAGGUGAUGCCCGGGGAGGCCCCACCCUCUCCUGCCCGUUGCCAUGGAGAGGGCCCUGCCUCCUGCCCCCACCGGAAGUGACAUGGAGUGGGAAGAGGAGGAGGAGUUGAUGAGAGCCCUGGGUCUGGAGCUGAUGCUGGAGCCCUUUGAGCCCUCUGAGCCGCUGGUUUCCCCCUCCCACAGCCCAGCUCCACUCGGGAAGACUGGGGAGCAGCCGGGGAGGCUGCAACUGGGAGCCUGGAGCCAAGAUGGCUGGCCAGCUCUGGAGCUGGAGGGCUUUGUCCAGUUGGACAGGAGAUGGCUGCUUUGGCACGAGUUCAUGAAGGAAUACACCAACCUGGUCGACUGGCUCCGAUUGGCCGAGAGGACAGUGGCCUCCCCCAACUCCGCCCAGGUUCUCUACGUCGCUGCCAAGCAGGAACUGAGGAAGUUUGAGAACCUUCUCACGGAGGCCCGAGCCCGUCUUGUCCAGCUGGACAGCCUGGCGAGAUGGAACCGAACCCUCGUGGGCCACUUCCAGGGCGCCAUGUGCACGCGGACGGGUGCCAUGGUGAGGGAGUGCGGGCAGCGCUGGGACGGCCUCCAUGCCACCAUACAGGUGGUCUGUUGUCGUCUGAAGCACUGUGUGUCUCUGAGGGAGCAGUUUGAGUGUGACCGGGAGGAGGUGAUGGUGUGGCUGUCAGAGAUGGACCUGAGGCUGUCAGAGGUGGAGAACCUGACAGGGAGGAGCAGCUGUCACAAGAUGAAGGAGUUGCAGACCUUCCAGGUGGCGGUGGUUGAGAACGCCGGCCGUCUGAAUGAGCUGCUGGACUUUGGCGAGGCCUUGAUCCAGCGUGGCCAACCAGAGGACGGCGAGGACAUAGAGGCGGAGCUGCAGGAGGUGAUCCUGUUCUGCGCCCGUGUGUUUGAGGGGGCGGGCCGACUGCACACCCGCCUGCUCAGCAUGAGGCUGGUAUUUGAGGAUGACUGGGUGCUGAUCCCUGCUCCAGACUCUGGCUGCCCGUCAGAAACCCUGCUGGAAGAGGAGUCCAGCCCCCCCUUGGAGUCCCAGGAUCCCCCUGGCCCUCACCACCCCAACCCCCCCUCGCCUGCCCCCUCGCCCCCCACUGAGGAUCCGCCCAGCCCCUUACCCCCUAGCGCCCACCACCCCAACCCCCCCCUCGCCCUCACCAUCGCCCCCUGCCCUGGACCACCAGGUCCUCGAGUGGGACCCCUCUGUCGACAUCGGCCACUCUGUCUCCCAUGAUGACGCAGACUCCUCCUACUUCAGUGCCAACCCCGGCCUGGGCUACAGAGAUGAGCCAAUGGCCGGAGACUUUCUGAAGAGGCGGAGCUUUCUCAGCUGCCUCGGCUCCAUGUCUGACAUCACAAGC